Owenia fusiformis is the source of this 3120-nucleotide messenger RNA. The record is from the annotation of a GenBank genome assembly. Lineage: Eukaryota; Metazoa; Annelida; Polychaeta; Sabellida; Oweniidae.
UCUCAUUGCUUAAAGUAAACUAAAUGCAUAUGAUUUAUUUGGAUGAAAAUCCUUGGUAAAUAAGAACCUUAUAACCUGUAGGUAUUUAUCAAUCCUUAACAUGUUUUUUCAAAUUAAAAUGAUUAGAUUUAUUUUUAUGAGGCCUUCGAGUUCACUAUGCUGACUAAGUGUUUAUUUACGAGAUAUAAAAUGUUCCUUUUUAAAACAGCAUCCAAAUGAGAGUAGGUAAAUAUUUGACCUGUUUGCUCACACUUUCAGCAGUGAAUGGAUAUUAUUUUCAAAGAACUUUGCAUGUAAAUAUUUGAUCCUCUGUUUUGAUAUUCAUGAGAAAACUGAAUUUAGGGCACUAGAAACGAGCAAAGGGAGCCAGUGUGUUAAGGGUUGUUAUGGCGGCCAAUGAAGAGGAUUAUCAACUUUCCAUAAUUUCAACAAAUCUACCAUGGAGAUAGCUAGAACGGACAGGCUGACACAUAUGGAUAAAGUCUAGAUCUUCACGGGGCAUUGAUCACACAUUUAGGAAUAUCCGUACAAGAAAAUAUUGAAUUGGACCAAAGUCACACAGACACGGCUAUCAGAUGGAUUAUAUGCCUGAAACCACUCACUAGAUGAUGUCGCCAGAUUUCUUCCGAUAUUUGAUGCUUGGAGACACACAUUGAAAGAUGGCUAGCAAGCGCUCAUUACUAAUCAUCCUAGGAGUAAUUGGGGUCAUAGAAUGUCUGUCUGGAAUUGUCAGAUAUGAUGGAUAUAAAGUUUUACGUAUUCAACCUUCUGGACUUGACCAACAGAGUGCUGUCGUGAACCUGAUCAGAGAUGGACAACAUGAAAUAGAUGUCUGGUCGGAAAUGUCAGGGGAAGGCCUAGAUGGAACAGGAAGCACCCUAGAAAUUCAAGUUUCCCCAUCAAUACUCCCCACUAUACUCUCAACUUUGGAGAAAAUGGGCAUACAUUAUGAUGUGCUGAUAGAUGAUCUCCAAAAAAGUAUAGAAGAACAGCUACAAGCUAAUGGCAUGCAUCGCUAUAAAAGAUCUGCUGAUAGUAUUAACCUAACAACAGGCUAUUCAACCUUCCACGACAAGUAUUGGAGAUAUGAGGAAAUAAAUGAAUGGCUGUUGAAAAUCUGUAAAACUUACCCUAACCUGACAGAAUGUAUCAACUUGGGUAUGUCCUAUGAAAACAGACCUAUCUAUGCAAUAAAGAUUUCAACAUCCCUGGAUGAUGCAACCAAGAGACAAGCAAUCUGGAUAGAUGCAGGGAUGCAUGCACGUGAAUGGAUCGCCCCUUCUGUAGCCCUCUUUAUAAUUGACCAGUUAAUCCAUGGUUAUUCCUCAAACAGUAAUAUUGAAGAACUUUUGAGCCAAGUUGACUUCUAUAUUCUCCCAGUCUUCAAUGUGGAUGGAUAUGUCUAUUCAUGGACAACUGACAGAUUGUGGCGCAAAACUCGCUCUCCUAACCCUGGGUCUAAAAACUGUUCUGGUACAGAUCCCAACAGGAAUUGGGACUUCCACUUUUAUGAUGAGACUGCCUCAGGAUUUGGCUGGACAGCUGCCACUGAUCCAUGUGCAAACAUCUACCAAGGAGCUGAGCCUCAUUCUGAGAUUGAAGUUCGUCAUAUGGAUGAUUUCAUUCAAGCUCAUGCAAAACAUAUCAAGGCCUAUGUGACUUUACAUAGUUAUGGCACUUUACUUAUGUGGCCCUGGUGCUUUACUACUAAACAAGUUCCUCCUACUAAUUAUGAUUUGGCCUAUGUUGCUUUAGCCAUGCGAGGAGAUAUAAAAAAUGUCCAUGGCAGGAUUUAUCGCACAGGAAAUAUCGGAAAAAUGUUAGGGUUUGCAUCAGGUGGGACCAGUGUGGACUAUAUGUAUAAUAAUCACAGUAUUAAAUAUUCAUAUGCCUUUGAGCUCCCUGGAGGCCCUUUCGUAAUGGGACAAAGUCAGUUAAAAAGAUUUCUCCUUCCGCCUGAAAAUAUAGUGCCAAUCUCUGAAGAAAUUUAUGUAGGAAUAAAAACACUGGCAGAACACGUAAUUGGAGGUGUUAAAUAUAAUUUAACUAUGACUGCAACUGUCGCAACAACAAGUUCAGCAACAAAUGAAAAGAUUGGAUUGUUUAUACAUGUAUGUUUGAUUCUACCUCUGGUUUUAGCUGUAUUCAGGUCAUUGCGUUAAGUGUGAUAUGCAAUUGUGUAUGAGAUGAGGUCCAUUUAUCAAUGUCUACCCAAAAACAUAAUUAAUUUUUUAAGCAUCUUCAACAUGAGGUUUCAAUGCUUCAGUUUCACUUGAUCGUUAUUGUAUAUAACUUUGUCAGAGUAAAAACAAAAUGCUAGUCAUACUUUAAAAGUAAAAGUAUCAUGUGACUUCUUGAAUUCUUGAUUCAAUAGUUUCUCUCAUUAGAAACCUAAUUAAUAAAGGACCAUAAGAUUAUCAUUUGUAAGUGUGACUGCAGAUGAAACAAAUAUUUAACUACUUCUGAUUGGUUUAGAGAAGAUCCCAAUGACACACCACAUAGUUAGCGAAAGCCCAUGAUAUGUACAUAUAUAGCAAAUCUGUAAAUGUAUCACAUGUAUAUAGCAAAUAUUUGAAAGCCAAUGCUUUAUAGCUUUAAAAGCUUCUUAUUGUUAAAAUAUUUUUGCCCUAAAUCAUAUUUUCAACGUCUUUGAUAAUAUUAUGCCAUUGUACCAAAUGUUACAUUUACUGGGCUAUAUUGAAAUUUACUAGUCAUAUAAACAAUUAUCCCAUUAUAAUACCCCAGUAUUAAAAUCAAGUGUUCCAGUUGUGACAUCAUAUAUCAUGUUAGAAUUUUUCAAAAGAUUUAUGUAACCUUAGCACUGUAGGUACUUAAACAUACAUGAUUACCUCUGGAUAAAUUCAGUAUCUAAUUAUUUUGUGUACAUACAGUUAAGUGGAAUAUACAGGUUGAAUCUGAGAGAAGCAUGCAGAUAAUGGUAUCUUGUUUAUCAAAUGAUUGGUUUACAAGCCAAUCAGAGAAAGAAAAAUAUUAUAAUUAAAUUAAACCUAGUGUUCUGAUUGGCAUUUGUACAAAUCGUUUCAUGAAUUCAUCUGAAAUUUUCAGGGAUGUUUCUACGUAUGAAAGUUUAGAGCUGAAUAGUAUUUGGGCAUUCUGGGU